Molecule: messenger RNA, 1225 nt
Organism: Lindgomyces ingoldianus
Lineage: Eukaryota; Fungi; Ascomycota; Dothideomycetes; Pleosporales; Lindgomycetaceae
Product: RNA exonuclease 4
Exons: 1
Coding region: 71-1165 (364 amino acids)
Biological process (GO): ribosomal large subunit assembly; rRNA processing
Cellular component (GO): nucleus
Molecular function (GO): nucleic acid binding; 3'-5' exonuclease activity
Source: RefSeq, a predicted model, not a curated record
CGCCUUUCACCGAUACACUGAUAAUAGGAAACGACCCCUGGUACCGUCAUGCGAGACCGAUGACAGAACUAUGGCUCCAGUCGAGCUCAAGGACGUCUCUAGCAAUUGGAAGAAACUUCAAAAGACUCUUCAAUCCUCCAACCCCAUAUCCUCGAAACUCCAACCCUUAAAAGCUGAGGGACAAGAGAGGAACAGCCCCCUGAAGCGCAAAAGAGCUGGCAAAUUCAAUGGAGGGCAUAAGCCGCCGUUGCCAUUAGCAUCCUUAAACGGUUUAGGAAAACCCCUCCCACACAAACAUCUCCCAUCCCGCAAACGCCAAAAGAUGGAGGAACCGCACUCUAUCGGAUCCGCUACUAAACAUGCGGGCCCUAAGGCACUCCGUCCUAGCAUCUCGAUGCCGUCUCUCCGCCAGCCUACACCCCUGCCUACACCCCUGACCGAUCCCAAAUCCGCCACCACCUCUAUAUCCAUCCUAGCACCCUCCCCUCACAACCCUGACAUCGAGAACGAGGGCGUGUCGCACACUGCCUUACCCGGCAAAUACAUAGCUCUGGACUGUGAAAUGGUCGGCACUGGUCCAGAACCGGACCGCGACUCGGCCCUCGCUCGAGUCAGCGUCGUAAACUAUCAUGGCCACCAAGUCUACGAUUCCUACGUCCAGGUUAAAGUCCCCGUAACCGAUUACCGCACCUUCGUAUCUGGGAUCGAGCCCAAGCACCUGCGACACAACGUUGCGCGACCCUUCAAAGAGGUUCAGGAUGAUAUCAAGAUCCUGCUCCAGGGCCGCAUCCUUGUUGGUCAUGCCGUGAAAAACGAUCUGGCCGCUCUCAUCCUCAGUCACCCGAAACCCCAUAUUAGAGAUACCUCUAAGUUCAGCAAGUUCAGGGAGGUAGCGGCGAUACCAGGACGGACACCGGGCUUAAAAUAUUUGGUAGAGAAGUUGUUGGGCGUCGAAAUUCAGGUUGGACAUCAUAGUUCGGUGGAAGACGCGAGGGCAACUAUGGCGUUAUACCGGCUGGAGAAAGAUGAGUUUGAAGAUGAGAUCAGGAAGAGGUACGGCCAUAUCAAGCUGGGCGAUCCAGAAAAGGAGAUUGAGGUCAUGGAUAGACAACCGAUAAAGCGAAAGAAUAAGAAUAAGAAGAAAAAGAAGAAAAAGAAAUCUUAAUGUCAAAGACCCCUAGCGUGUGGGGUUGCACGGGAGGGUUGGUACGAUGAUGGAGUCUAC